CUGGAGCUGAAACACGACGCUUCUAAGGGGGGGGGGCUGAUUUAUCAACAAUAAACCCACCGUAAAUGGGUUUAUUACCGCAACAGUUUUUACUCUCGUCACUCCCGUUUACUUCGAGCGAUUGUUGUGGAUGGAUCGUUUUAUUCACGUCUCACCAAGAAGCCUUAACAACGCCCCGUCAGCAGCGGCAGCCAUAGCUCCGUCAUUGACGCUGGAGGAUUCUGCAAUCUGCCCCUGCAAUGGCCGUCUUUAGUCACCAGGUGCUCCUUGCAGUCACACGAUCAAGGGGAUCAUAUUUGUUAUCCAAGAGGCAAAGCUGCUCAUCUCUGUCUUCCAAAGCGUAUCUCCACAUAGACCCUCCUCGCCACAACUCAUCCUUGCUCACUCUCAGGCACUCCCGCUACGGCUACCCACACUGUUACCGAGGCCAUGCCCUCGGCCGUCACCACAACUCCGCCCUGCUCGCCCGCUCUCUACACAGCUCGGGGGCUUGGCUCCAGGACGUGAAGCAGGAGGACACUAAAGCCUCGCCAGCCGCCACACAGGAUGCUUCAAAAACGGACUCUGUUGUUGCUGCUGCAGCAGCUCAGCCCCAGCCUCCAUCAGCUCCCACUCCAACGUCGAGCACCACCGCCACCAACACAGCAGCCGCCGUCCCUCCGGUGCAGGAGAGGGCAGUCGUAAAAAAGCCUCUGCAUCACAGAAUUGUGGACGAGUUAAAGCAUUACUACAAUGGCUUCCGGUUACUUGGUAUUGACAUCAAGAUUGCAGGCAGGAUGGUGUGGAGGCUGCUGCACGGACAACUGCUCACACGCAGGGAAAGGAGACGGCUGUUGAGGACCUGCGCUGACCUGUUCCGUCUGGUGCCCUUCAUCGUGUUCAUCAUCGUUCCUUUCAUGGAGUUCCUUCUUCCAGUCUUCCUCAAACUCUUCCCAGAGAUGUUACCCUCCACCUUCGAGACAGAGACCAAAAAGGAGGAGAAGCAGAAGAAAGGUCUGGCGGCUAAGCUGGAAUUGGCCAAGUUUCUCCAAGAGACCAUUGCAGAGAUGGCUCGAAGGAAUAAAGCAAAAGCUCAGACAGAAGAUGAGACGCAGCGCUUCUCCACUUACGUUCAGAAGGUUCGAGGCACAGGUGAGCAGCCCACCACGAAGGACAUCGUCCGCUUCUCAAAGCUUUUCGAGGACGAGCUGACGCUGGAGCACCUGGAGCGCCCCCAGCUGGUGGCUCUGUGUAAACUGCUGGAGCUGCAGCCCAUUGGCACAAACAACUUGCUGCGUUUUCAGCUGAUGAUGCAACUCAGAACCUUCAAGUCAGACGACGAGAUGAUUGCAGCAGAGGGUGUGGCAGCCAUGAGUGUGUCGGAGUUGCAGGCUGCUUGCCGUAGUCGUGGAAUGAGAUCUCUGGGUCUCACCACCGACCAGCUACGCCUGCAGAUGCAGCAGUGGCUGGAUCUUCACUUGAAGGAGAACGUUCCUCCAUCACUGCUGCUGCUCUCCAGAGCCAUGUAUCUGACCGAACUCAAACCAAAACCCCCCGUCAUCCCACCCGUUCCGAAGCUAGAGAAAGCUACUCCCCCUCCAGUGGAGAAUACAGGAGCAAACUCGACCUCAGUCACCACCGACAUGUUAGUGGACCCUGCAAUCAUCAUGAAAGAAAGACAGGUGGAGGAGUUGAGAGAUAAGGCUCCUGUGAUCACAGAAAAACCUCUUACUGCUGCUGAAGUCCUUCAGGCUAAAGCAGCAACAGAAGUGUCCCAGAAGAGCAAGAUGAGUGCCAACGGUGUUUAAAGAGGAGCUGGAACCUUUGGACUAAAAGGGUAGAUGGACUUGCACAGACCUGUGUCCUACAGAGGGGAACAGGGGGCGACAGGGAUGUAGUGGUCUGUGACGGCCAUUGAUGGUUGGCAUUUCAGUAGCUUUUAAAUUUUUUUUUUUUUUUUUAAAGCUCCUCCAUAAAAGCCAUUCCUCUCUUUGGAUGACAAGGACAAGCUUGAUGAUUCGACUCAACCAGGGGUCCUGCUGCUUCCUUGUCCCUUUCUUUGGUGACAUCCAGGAAAGGUCUACUUCUUCUUGCGGCGGACAUGACCCUUUGCUUUCACAUUUGUGCACUCCGUUCUUUGUUACUCUCCAUUAGAGCUGGACUAACCAGUGUAAGAUUUCGUCUGACUGGCAGACCAUUGAUGAUGUGAUUACAUUGACCUUACAUCCUGGAAGCAACACCCAGAUUACCCACUGCAGAGCCUGUUCAACUUACGUUGUCUCCCUACAGUCCAGACUCCUCCUCCUCCUCCUCCCUCCUCCUGUAUAUUUGUAAAUACCCUGUAUAUUUUUGUUUCUGUCAUCACAGCAGCAGCAGCAGCGUUGUACAUUUUGCUAUGCAAAGGCAUUUUUUCUCUCGAGAACUGAAGAGUUUUUCUCUUACAGCAGUUUUAAUUUGUUUUAUUUGGAUACAUUUUCACUCCUGUUCAGAACUCAUUCCUUUUUUUUGCAGAAGGGACUUUGUCAACAUUUGGUUCAGUUGCGGCCCCAACUUCAUUUUUACUCAGUAACCUGAGACCAGAUUAAUGUGCUGAAGCAACCAACACAAGACAGCACAUCCAGAACCUUCUGUAGAAUAAAAAUGUCAUUAAAAAGUCUGCAGAUUAGCAGCGGUCCUGUUUCUGAACAGGGUGACACGGUGUAGUUUCCUCUGCUAUAAUCGGUAAACAAAGAGGUGCUUAUUGUUAAGAGAGAGCUCACUCCUUAAGCCCAGAAGUGACUGUGGUAAAGUGCACUCUGCCUCCACUUAUAAACCACUGAACGAACAACCUGUAAAACCAGAGUUAAAUUGCGUAUAGAGAAUAUGUAUUGUGUUUUAACACUAUGGCGCGACAAUUUCUUGAAAGUGAAAAGAGAAAAUACUUGAUGUGUUAAUAUUGGACAGAAACUAAAGCCUCAUUUGAGAUUAAUGUUAUUUUCGGUCUUGUGGCCAGAGUGAAAUGUAUAGCAUUAUGACUGUUUCGCCUAACACGUAAAUAUAUGACCCUUAAAGUUGCCGUUAAUGUGACCACCUCAGCAUAACCUGUAUUAAUACAGUUUCUGUGUGUGUUUGGUGACGCUAUCGAUUUGAAAACCCUCCCAUCCCCCUGCCUACAUUUGACGAGGUUGGAGUAACUGAUUUCAUUGCAGCUGGAUGAAAGUUUUUGUCUUCAAGCAAUUUUUCCCUCAUCGAUAUCGAUCCACAGGCGCCCAACAGAGGUGGAUUACAUAAAGGAUAUUUUUUAAGCAGAAAAUUGCUAACAUAGAUUUAUAUUAAUUGUGUUUUACAUACGUGCCUAAAGUUGAAGGGUGAUUGUGGUUAUUUUCAUCAGAGAACAGAUUUUCUAUAUUAUACCCUUUUGUCGGCUCGUGUUGUGAAACUUCACGUCGUCGUGUUUGAAGAGCCCAGCCGCACAUGUUUUCACUUUUUAAUUUGAAUGUCUCCUCUUUCCCUCCCCCGCGUUCGAUUCGACUAUCAAUCCCAACCCAAAAAUUAAUUCUUCCCUCACAUCCACCAGAGCUGAUGAAAAAUCAAUCGCCUCUCCAAAAUCUUUUUGCGAGAAAACGAGAAUAAGAAUAUUUGCUUUAUCCUCUCUGGUCAGGGCUGUUGUUGUAUUUAUAAAGAAGUCUAAGACAUUUUGAGUAGGAGUGAACUGAUUUAUGCUACACUGUGGUGGUCACUGACCUGUUGAUGCUGAAAUGUUUUUUUUCCCCAGAGACGUACUGUUUUGAUCCACUUGAAGGUGCUUGGCUGUAAAACAGUUUUUAACUGGUACGGACUGUUUAAGGAUUAGAGAAUUGAUUUAAAUACUGGGAAUGACUAGACUGGUUAAUGUGCUGGACUUGCCAUACAUAGAUCUUCUGCACCCACAAUUAAUUUUCAUCCUGGCAUCUUAAACAACCUUCCUAAUCUCUGAUCAGUCUGUGUUUCCUUUUCAUUCAUCAGCCCUAUAGAGUGUGUGUGUGUUAACAAUGCCAUGCCUGUCUGGAAAUGUUUGUCACCUAUUGAAAUCACAGAUGGUUCACACAUCAGAGCUACCAUGAUGUGUCCUCUGUCUUCGGGCUUAUUUUCAUUCAGUUUAAAAUUGCACUGCUGUCCAGUUACUUCUGACCUUGCAUUACAUUUAUGCAUCACUUCACCAUGGCAAAUGAGUGAUGAAAAAAAGAAUACACUAUUAAAUUCAUGAAACCCUCUUCA
Labrus mixtus (cuckoo wrasse) is the source of this 4215-nucleotide messenger RNA. It is a transcript of the gene letm2, whose product is annotated as leucine zipper-EF-hand containing transmembrane protein 2. The transcript has 11 exons. Lineage: Eukaryota; Metazoa; Chordata; Actinopteri; Labriformes; Labridae. Gene Ontology annotation, biological process: intracellular monoatomic cation homeostasis. The record is from RefSeq and is a predicted model, not a curated record. Gene Ontology annotation, cellular component: mitochondrial inner membrane. The coding region runs from base 240 to 1787 and encodes 515 amino acids. Gene Ontology annotation, molecular function: ribosome binding.